CAAAACGUCUUGUGACAUGAUAAUCUUUUGCUAAAGAAAAAGUUUGUUUCGUUAAAAUAGAAACUACUUCUGCGCAAUAGUCCUUAGCAAUAGGGCUCAAACAAUAAUAAAUAAUCGAGUGAUUAAAUUUAAGGUUCCAUGAACGCCUAUACUGAGCGUUAUUCUUAGAAAUAUUAGGAAAGUAAACUUGGUAUAUCCGCGGUUCACAGUAAACAUGGCGGAGCAGAGUUCUGGGGUUUCAACGAAUUUUACUCCCUUGGAGCCAUUUGUACACCAAGUUGGAGGACAUUCUUCAAUGAUGAAGUUUGAUGAAAUAUCUGUCUGUAAGCCAUUCAUCACAAGGGAACAUCGAUAUUAUGAAGAUCUGCCUUCGGAAAUGAAAGCCUUCACACCCGAAUAUCGAGUUUUAUACUACUGGUUAGUGGCGAAAAGUAAACUUCUUUUACAGUGGCUUUGCAAUACAUGGAAAAGCAUACUUCAGAUUCAAACCUCAAAGAUUGACCAGCUUUGUUUUACAGUGAAGCACAGGUGGCAUUGUGGGGUGGUGUAUGUGAGCUUUGAGGAAGAUGAUGAAGGAUUCAUUUAUAUCAUAGCUCACCCUGAUAAAAGGGCUCUUGAAAACCAAGAACCCAGCACUCGAUGUAGCUCUUCUGAUAGUGAUAGUAGUGAAGAUAAUGAAGUUGUUGACUCUCAUAAGAGAAGAUCUCUUAGAGAAUCUCAUUUAGAAAGCAUACAGAAAAGACCUCACAGAGUUCGGUUACGGAGUGGUAAAAUAGAACUGGUUGGUUGCCGGAAGGAUGGGUUGUUUGAAGCAGAAGAUAUGCCAGAACAAACUCAGAGUGUAGCAAACCCUUGGAGCCUGCAUUGUCAUAAACAACAGCUUUCAAAACUUUCUAAAACAGCAAAAAUACAAAAAUUUAUUGUGCUUGAAAAUGUCGCUUAUCAAUUCUCAUAUCCUUGUAUUCUGGACCUGAAGAUGGGUACCAGACAGCAUGGAGAUGACACACCUGUAGACAAAAGAGAAAGAAUCAUGGCCAAGGUUGAAUCUUCAACAUCCAAAACAUUAGGAGUCAGGGCAUGUGGACUACAGGUAUAUCAACAGAAUUCAGGCAGAUACAUGUGCAGAAACAAGUACUAUGGCUUGAAACUCACUGAGGAAGGAUUUAAAAGAGAGCUUACUACAUUCUUACACAGUGGUCUUCGUCUGCGUACGGAACUAAUAGACCCUUUAAUUCAUAAACUUAGAAAACUUUACAGAAUUAUAGAAAAGCUAAAUACAUAUCGCUUUUACUCCAGUUCACUUCUAUUAAUGUAUGAAGGAAAGGAAGAAUUGGACAGCCCAUCUUCUCACAAACUCAGGGAAAGUGAGUGUGGAUCUUCUACAGAGUCUGAUGAAAAGUUUCACUUGCAGAAGAGUCAGUCAUCUCCAAAUUUAAGAGGCAUGCGACGACCCAAAGUUGAUGUACGUAUGAUUGACUUUGCACACACCACAUAUAGUGGGUGUCCACAGGAUCGACUACGAACAGGGCCUGACAAUGGUUACAUGUUUGGAAUUGAAAAUCUCAUCCGAUUAUUAGAAGAAAUCAAAAGAAAUCAUACUGAUGAUUCUGAAUGUAAGAAUUAAUGGUAGACCAGGUUAGUACACUGUAAAAUAUUUUAGGAAUAUCUAGAACCAUUGAUGAUCAUAAUUAUGGAACCAAGAAUACAUGCAGAAUUUGAAACAUAGUCAAAAUAAGUCAUUUGUGAUCAUCAUUCUAAGAAAAAAAACUUAAUACAAAGACAUGACCAUCAUGUUGGAACUUGCCCUUACAAAAGAACAACUGAACAUUGGUUAAACUCAACUAACAUCUAUGGCAGCUUUGAUCUCACAUACUUCUACUUAGAUCUUAUUAACCGACCGGGAGGUCUGUACGGGAUAAUCUUGACCGAGGUCGGAAUGUACAGACCUCGGUCA
Actinia tenebrosa (Australian red waratah sea anemone) is the source of this 1954-nucleotide messenger RNA. Its product is annotated as inositol hexakisphosphate kinase 1. Lineage: Eukaryota; Metazoa; Cnidaria; Anthozoa; Actiniaria; Actiniidae. Gene Ontology annotation, cellular component: nucleus; cytoplasm. Gene Ontology annotation, molecular function: inositol hexakisphosphate kinase activity. The record is from RefSeq and is a predicted model, not a curated record. Gene Ontology annotation, biological process: phosphatidylinositol phosphate biosynthetic process; inositol phosphate biosynthetic process.